GUUUAUUAUCAGAUCAUGUGGGAGACCGUAGUUUUGCUGAAUCAUGUCUGUUCUUCAUAUCUGCAAUUGGAAUUUCAUUCUCAAGCAUUUUCAAGCCAAAGUCAACCAAAAAUGCUUCCGCGACUGAAUCUGAUUGCUGCUACUUGUGAGGGAAUGGGAAUUGGAAUCAACGGACAUUUGCCCUGGUGCCUGAAAAAAGAAAUGGCAUUUUUUACUUACAUGACAUCUAAAACAAAACAUCCGAAUAAAAAAAAUGUCGUUCUUAUGGGAAGAAGGACCUGGGAAUGUAUUCCUCCUAAAUACAGACCACUGAAAAACAGGAUAAACAUUGUUUUGACAUCUCAAGUAUUAUUCUUCUUGAAAAUCCAUCUAAAAAUGGGAUCAAAAAGAGCAGAGAAAAAGAAACGUCUUCAGAGGCCGUUCGAUACGACAGUUUUUAAUUUAGCACAGGCUCUUCCUCACUUUUUUGACGAAUGUAGAAUCCCUAAGCAUAGUACAAGUUGUGACCAACUGUUGGCGCUACGUGCCGGCACACGCGAUUGAAUUUGAAGGUUUGAAAAUUCAAAGUGUCAAACGUGCCGGUGUCGUUCCCGGGUGUCAAUCGUCGCGUCAUCCGAAGCAUCACCAGUUUCCGAAGGACGAAAAGCAGCGUGUUUUGUGGUUAAAAGCCGUGUCAAAUCCGAAUUCACCAGGAAGCGGUGGUUCGGUUAGAAAAAGUUCUAGAAAAGUGUAGGUAAUUACGCUGGAGCAGUGGCCGAAAGCAUACACAAAAUGAAUGUAAAAAAGAUACGAGAAGAAUGUUUCGGAAAGGAUUUAGGUCCUAGUAUUAUAGAAGAAGAGUAAAAUAAAAUUGAUAUGAUAAAUCAUGAAAUUUUGGAGGAGCAAUGGGCAGAAGAUAAAGAGGUGUCUAAAGAGGCGUCUUCUUCAAAGAAGAAGAAAGAUAAUUUGAAAGUGAGGGCCUCAAAACGUUUGAUUCGGAAGCGCAAAGAAUUGGAUCGUAAGACCUUUGCAAUGUACGAGGAGCUUUUGAGUGCAAGAAAAGAAUUCGAUAAUUUGAAAACUAAAAAUAAACGUUAUUGUUUUUCAUAUAUUAUACAUAAUCUCAAUUUUUAAAUCUAAUAUAAAAAAGAAGCAAAACAGUAAAUUUCAAAGCAUCAAUGUGUGAAGACAUUUAUUAUUGUAUUAUAUAUUAAUUUGAGAAUCGUUUGUACAUAUAAAUAUUUGCAAAAUUGAUUUCUUGCUCUUCGCAUGAAUAGGGUAACCAAAAUGAAAAUAUGUGGUAGUAUUUGAAAUUCUGUUAAAAUUGCUUAUUUUCGGUAAUAUAAUCUUUAUACUGUUGCACAGUUACUAACGUAAGUACGCUAUGAGUUUUCUACAUAUCCACUUUUUGUAAAU
Belonocnema kinseyi is the source of this 1395-nucleotide messenger RNA. RefSeq names its product dihydrofolate reductase (gene Dhfr). Gene Ontology annotation, biological process: tetrahydrofolate biosynthetic process; glycine biosynthetic process; folic acid metabolic process. The record is from RefSeq and is a predicted model, not a curated record. The transcript is spliced from 4 exons. Gene Ontology annotation, molecular function: NADP binding; dihydrofolate reductase activity. Gene Ontology annotation, cellular component: mitochondrion. NCBI's taxonomy places the organism in Eukaryota, Metazoa, Arthropoda, Insecta, Hymenoptera, Cynipidae. Bases 16 to 543 code for a protein of 175 amino acids.